AUGAGGGACCUACAUUGCUUGUGUCUGAUUUUGUCUUUCUUAUGGGAACAGAUGGUGAAGGCUUAUAAAUAUAUGAGUGGUCUAUUUCUAGUGAGUCAUUCAUCGAACCAGCAAGCCACAGACGGUUCCAGGCCGCCCAGCCGGAUGGAUGUAAACCGGCUCCAGGAGCAAUAUCACUACUUAAAAGAGAAACAAAAACUGCACACCCAUGUCGUUGUGUUUAAAACAGGUGGGAAAGGGGCCAUUCCCAGGAAAUCCAUGAUCAGUGCUGUUUUAAUUAAUAAGAGCAUGAGGAAAGCAUUGAAAGGAAGAGAGUUCAAAGUGGGUUUGCCCUGCCACGGAAAUGGACAAGACAGUUCACCAUGGCGGAUACAUAUCCACCGCCUGGCACAUCAACAGGAACGGCCUUACGAUAGCCUCCAAAAUUGGACUGGACGUAGCACGUGGUCUUGCGAAGAAGAAUCCUUAGACGGUACUGAACCGGCCAUUGCAUUCUCCAUCAAAGAGGAAAAUUCACGCCCUCCUGAAGAGAUGGUCAGUUCCAACUCGACUCGGACAUCGGUAACUUCCAUUUGGACUUACUCCAGCCUCAACAUCUCAGCUUCAAAACCAGUAUCUAGUAAGCUAUCUUAUUACCCUUUCCCUCAGAAGAAAAAUCCCAAGGUUUCUGAAGCUGCAAGGAAACUUGGGUUAUAUGUCUCCCAGUGAGAAGUCUACCACAGAAGACAGUA
Molecule: messenger RNA, 731 nt
Organism: Protobothrops mucrosquamatus (brown spotted pit viper)
Lineage: Eukaryota; Metazoa; Chordata; Lepidosauria; Squamata; Viperidae
Gene: CUNH9orf152
Product: chromosome unknown C9orf152 homolog
Exons: 2
Coding region: 1-708 (235 amino acids)
Source: RefSeq, a predicted model, not a curated record